GUAGUUCACUGCUGCGCUGGUAGUGUAUUGUUUCGCGAAUCGGUUCACGUUUUAAUUGCGCUUAGACACUCGAGCUGGUCGGUUGUGCUUAUUUAAUAACUCUGGAAGUUUCAGAACGGUGUUGACGGGUUUGUAUCAGCAGAGAAUGUAAAGUUAAGGUUUCCUUUUUUCUGGUAGUAAGUGUGAUGACAAUGGAUUUUCUGUUUUAGAACUUAAUCUCUUUUGCCGGUGAAGAUGCUUACAGUGCCUUGUAGGUGUAACAAGAAGAGAGGAGCAUUGUUGUGAAUAUAGAGCGAAGUAAGUGAAAAACGUGAUCAAAUUUGGAGGAAAAAUCCUAAUCGGUGUAGUAGAUUAAAUGAGAAGCUAGAGAAGUGACAAAUCGAAUCACAGAAGAAAAUUAAGGUGAUUGCAAUUCCAAAAGUCGAUUGAUUGUACAACAACCGUCCAGAAGCAGUGAUAAGAGAAAUCGUUUGACGGUUACGUCAGUGAAUUUGGAACAAAGGAAAAAUCUAUCAACAAUACAUCGGUCGACCAACUGCAGUAGUAAAUCACGUCGCCAUCGCAGCGCACUCCUCUCUGUCGCCUUAGAUUGGUGCAGAUGCUCAAGAAACCUUAAAGGCAUUUAUCACAAGCCCCGAAUCGUCGGCUUAGUCAUCACCGGCACCUAAUAUGUCAGCCCCUUCGUGCUGGAAGAUCCUAACGCGGAAGAAAAUACUCUCCCUCGACAGUGAUGGAUCGGACAAUGGCAAGCUGGGACGGAUAUUGAAUACGUUCGAUCUGACCGCCCUCGGUGUCGGAGCUACCCUCGGAGUGGGGGUAUACGUUCUGGCCGGACAUGUCUCGAAGGACCAAGCAGGACCCUCGGUUGUGCUGUCUUUCCUUAUAGCGGCCGCUGCCUCCUUUCUAGCUGGCCUUUGCUACGCAGAAUUCGGAGCCCGAGUACCAAAGUCCGGUUCGGCAUACAUCUACAGCUAUGUAUGCAUCGGCGAGUUUAUGGCCUUCAUCAUCGGUUGGAACCUGAUGCUGGAGUACAUCAUCGGUUCGGCAAGCGUUUCGCGGGGGCUGAGUCUGUACAUCGACACGUUGGCCAACGAUACGAUGAAGAUACGCUUCCGGGAGAUUGCCCCCAUGGAGUGGGACUUUAUGUCCAGCUAUUUCGAUUUCUUCGGGUUUUCGGUGGCGAUCUUAUUGGGAGUCGCCCUGGCCUUCGGCCUCAAGAAGUCAACCAUGGUGAACAACUUCUUCACGGUGCUGAACAUCGGGAUAGUGCUGUUUGUUAUCAUUGCGGGAGCGAUCAACGCGGACAUCUCCAACUGGCACAUCAAUCCGGCCAACGUGUCUUCGAUCUACAACGUGGGAGAAGGCGGGUUUUUCCCGUUUGGGUUCGAGGGCACCCUAAGGGGAGCGGCGACAUGCUUUUUUGGAUUUGUAGGCUUUGACUGUAUUGCUACGACCGGAGAGGAAGUUCGGAAUCCUCGGAAGGCGAUUCCUAGGGCGAUUCUAUUAUCGUUGUGCACGAUCUUCUUGGCAUACUUUGGAGUGUCGACAGUGCUGACACUGAUGUGGCCCUACUACAAACAGGAUGUCAACGCCCCACUUCCGUUUGUGUUCAACGAAAUCGGAUGGACAUUUGCCAAGUGGACAGUGGCAAUCGGUGGAAUUAUCGGACUCGUAGCCAGCCUGUUCGGUGCGAUGUUCCCUCAACCAAGAAUCAUUUACGCAAUGGCACAGGAUGGACUGGUUUUUCGAGCUUUGGGUGACGUUAGCCAUCGGUUCAAGACUCCAGUGUUUGGAACGCUCUGUGCUGCCCUUCUAACCGGAACGAUGGCCGGUUUGUUCGAUUUGAAAGCUCUAGUCAAUAUGCUGUCGAUUGGUACGCUGAUGGCGUACACCGUAGUAGCGAUCUCAAUACUCAUUCUUAGAUUUUCCGAAGCUCCCAAAACUGACUCCAUUCCAUCAACCAGUAAGCAAGCGUUCGAAUCUUCAAAUCUUCUGAAGUCCGGUGACCGAAUGACAGGAUCCGCCUUCAUGAAACAACUUUUCAACGUAUCCUGCCUCAGGAUACCUUCCCACGCAUCGACCAGUGUUGUCGGAGUGCUGGUUACCCUAUAUUGCGUCGUAGCCCUGGCCCUCUCCUUGACGAUCUUCUACGCCAAGCAACCACUGUAUGAUCUGGAACCAUGGGCAUUAACGCUGGCCGGCAUUCUUCUCGGUUUACUGCUGCUGGUACUGCUACUGAUAUCGAUUCAACCGCGGGAAACGGCCGAGGCACCAUUCAAAGUUCCCUUCGUACCACUGCUGCCCGCAAUCAGUAUUUUCGUCAACAUCUACCUGAUGCUGAUGCUGGACGUCUACACAUGGAUCCGCUUUGGGAUCUGGAUGGCAAUCGGUCUACCUAUGUACGUAGCAUGUGUAUAUUUCGGUAAUAAAAGCCUAAAGAGUGAUACCAAACAGGCGCAGAGUCCCCGACCUAGUCAAAAUGGGCACCUGCAUUGUUCAGAAGGGGUAGAAAACGGAGGUUUUGAGAAUAGCGAAAUCUCGACGACAAUCACGUCAAACGGGUACUACUCACAAAAUCUAAGUGCCGUAAUCAAUGGUGGGGAUGAAAAGCAACUGAAGCUGAUUCCCGUGGCAGGAGUGGAAAGGCCAAAGAUUGACAAGGAGGAAGAAGUUGUUCAAACCAAAGCUAAGUCGAGAACUCCAUCUCCAAAGAGCAGCAUAGACGAGAUCGUAGCCCUUUCCGAACUGUCCGAUCUAGUGACCGAGAAGGUUGAACCGAAUGGUAAGGCCUACUUUGUGGAGGAUGUGAACGAGAAAAAUUCCGAUCAAUCGAUCGAGGAAACCAGCAAAGCCAUCGCCAUCUUGGAUGAUAUAUUGAAUGAUGAGGAGAAAACGAUGGACAAUGUGUAUCGAUCGUUGGACGACGAGUCAUUAGCUAGUCCGGUGUUCCGGGAGCAGUCGGUAAUUGCAGAUAUCCAUCGUGAGGAUGAGAUCUCAAUGCCACCCUUUGAAGAAUCUCCCGUGGAACCGAUUCAGGAGGAAUCUCCACCAUCUCCUAUAAAGCUGGAUCCUCCACCAAUACGUGCGAGGGCAGCAUUCGUAGUUGGGCAAGACGAGAAGCGUACCGCGGAUUCAGACGAGGAAGAAAUUCACUACAAUCGGCUGGACAGUCAAAAGCAGAAACAAUUUAUGACUCGGUUGAGUACCCUGUUGAUCAAUCCUAAGCAAAUGCCAGUCAAAAAAAAGAACACAAAAUCAACAACGGACGAAAGUGCUGAAAGUCCUGAGCUAAAACGCAGCAACAGUGAACCUAGUUUUCUUCUACUCAUAGAAAACAAUGUGAACAACGAAAGCGAGACUGACAGUCCGGAAAGAUCUCCGAACGAAACCGUACCUCCUCCUCCAAAGUUUGAUGAAGCCCUCUUCAACACCAUCAAGCCCGAGAGUGAGCUGGAGAAGGUGCAAAGCCCCCAACCGGACAUCACAGCCGAAAGCCCAGUUCCUGCAGCACCCAAAUUUGAUCCGGUGUUCUACAACACCCUAGGUCGUGAGAAAUCCAAACGGUCCACUAUACUCUCCCCACCGAUAACUACCUCAGGCUACAGCGAAGUAACGCUUCGGAAGCUCAAUCCGCAGUCUACACCUCCGGCCGUGGACAGCAGAACCCCCGACGACGAUGAAGAGUCUUCGGACAAUCCUCGCGAAGCGUUCAAGUCCAAACUGGAACAACUACUGUCACGAGGACCAGCACCAAAUAUUCGCCCAAAAACCUUACCUCCUCUAGUGCUAGACCGACAAGCGGCCUUAAAUCCCACCCCGGAGUCGUUGUCGUCGUCGGAAGCACAGCUACCCACCUCCAAUGGUGCUGAACCACCUGCCAAUACAAACCCCUCCACGCCCAGCAACUUUCGGGCGUUGGCAAAAACCUUCGACACAACCAAGAAGAAGCAGAAGCUGAUCUUUGACGAUGUUCUGAAGGAGAUCAAUCCGGACACUCGACCCAGCAGCAUACGAAGCUCGCUCGAACAUCGAAUGUCGUUUUCUGAGUUCAAGAACGGCCUCAAGAAGACGGUGCCUUCGAAACAGUUCCUGCCCGAUGCGUGAUCCAUGGUUGGUGUUAUUGUUCAAGAGAUGCUCUAUUUAUAACUUUCAUUGGAUGCUCACAUUACGCCGGAUGCGAAAUGGAUCAGGAUGGCAGCGAGAGCAUAUCCACCCGUAGCCAAACAACUCAAAUCGACCAAAGCAGCUAAUGUAGCAGCCGGAUUGCAUGAUUCCAUGUCUGUAGAGUAAAUGAUGAUCAGUUUGCAUGUCUUAUGUAUUUAGAUCGCUACACGAGCUCAGCUGAACCAGUAAGCAUGACGACGGCGGCUUACUAAACCAACUAAAUUUUCCAAAACAAUUCCUCCCCGGUGUGCAUACAACACAUAAUAACCCUCGCUAACCCACAAACCGAUCAACGAUCAAUCAUCAAAUACCCGAAAAGUGCAUGUAAGUGAGCAAGCUAACCCGUGGCUCGUCGAAGCCGUCAGUAAAUGCUCACGAAAACGACCAAAUUUAUGAAAUGCCGUAAACAAUUAAAACUCACCCUACUCGCAUAUUGUUGUUGUUAUUGUUGCUGCUGCCGACGCUGCUGCUACUCCACCUACCAAUUCACCAGGUUUGGCCCUGUACGCGCUCUACGGAUUCCGGAACAGCUACCACGAGGUGUACUCCAGCCAAUCCGGGUGGACCAAGCUCAAGUAUGUUCGUU
Ochlerotatus camptorhynchus is the source of this 4750-nucleotide messenger RNA. Its product is annotated as cationic amino acid transporter 2. The transcript has 8 exons. Gene Ontology annotation, cellular component: plasma membrane. The record is from RefSeq and is a predicted model, not a curated record. Gene Ontology annotation, molecular function: L-lysine transmembrane transporter activity; L-ornithine transmembrane transporter activity; L-arginine transmembrane transporter activity. Bases 670 to 4104 code for a protein of 1144 amino acids. Gene Ontology annotation, biological process: L-ornithine transmembrane transport; L-arginine import across plasma membrane. NCBI's taxonomy places the organism in Eukaryota, Metazoa, Arthropoda, Insecta, Diptera, Culicidae.